Pelmatolapia mariae (spotted tilapia) is the source of this 2177-nucleotide messenger RNA. RefSeq names its product circularly permutated Ras protein 1-like. Gene Ontology annotation, cellular component: endoplasmic reticulum exit site; COPII vesicle coat. Gene Ontology annotation, molecular function: zinc ion binding; SNARE binding. The record is from RefSeq and is a predicted model, not a curated record. NCBI's taxonomy places the organism in Eukaryota, Metazoa, Chordata, Actinopteri, Cichliformes, Cichlidae. The transcript is spliced from 19 exons. Gene Ontology annotation, biological process: COPII-coated vesicle cargo loading. The coding region runs from base 1 to 2091 and encodes 696 amino acids.
AUGGAAUUUGCUUGUGGGUUUGUUUAUGUGCCACCAUCAUUGAGUCAGAAGGAGAGACGCUAUCCAAACAUUAAACGCUCAGCUCUUCUUCCUCCUAAUCCUCGGCUUCGUCCUCAGUCUCCUCCUCCGCCGCCGCCUGUCCCACCAAGAAAGCACCUUGAGACAGAGUCAGAAAAUAGCAAGGAUGAGAAGAAAGUCCUGGAGAACUCUGUUUUCUAUGAAAAUACUAGACUGGCAGCAGCUUCUUUGAGCAGUGUAAAACCUGAGCAGCCAACACCACCUAAAAAGACAGCUCUUCUUCCACCUCCCCUGAAAACCAGAUCAGAGUCGUGUUCAGAGCUGCUCAUUUGCCCUCAAUCAAGUAUCAUCAACCAAGAACUUGACUAUGAUGUCCCAAAAACUGAGCCGGAUUUAAAUGCACAACCCUGGGACCCGAACUACUCUAACAGUGUACCAGAAGGCACUGGUGGCGAGGUGAACCUGCCGGCUGAUUCUGGCAUUGUGUCAUCACAAGAAUCAGCAGAUCUGCCAGGAAAUCCUAACGUUGUUCUUGUAAGUUUAGGAAAAUUACUCUCAGAGGAAAAAGUUGACCCCAUACAGGGAGUACACAGCCUCUGCUCCCAGUGUAGCUCCGUGGUGGACACUUGCUAUGACAAUACGGUUGAUGAGUGUUACUUCUGUAAAUCCUCCAGUUUUUCCAACACACCCAGUUUACUGCAGAGUCCUCUAAAUAGUUACCAGGACGAACUCUUUUUACUCAAUCCUGAUGAAAAGCCUUUUUGCGAUACAGAUCCUCUGCUGCUCUUCUGCAUUGAUGUAUCAGGCUCAAUGAAAAUCACCUCCGAGGUGUCAGAGGGAGAGCAUACUGUGAAUAAAUCCCGUCUCCAGUUUGUCCAGGAAGCUGUGUCACAGUGCGUUGAGAGAUUAAACGAACAACAACCUGGCACAAGAGUGGGGCUCAUCUCCUUCAACCAUGAGGUGACAAUGCACGGAUAUGAGAAUUUCAAAUCGCGUUGCCUGAGUGGGGCUGAGUUGAUUGAAAGCCUCUAUUUGAAAGAGAUUGCAGCCAGUUUUCCUAAUCCACCUCCACUUUCACAGACAAAGGAGUAUUUAGAAAGACAAGUUGUGGGACUGUCUGCAAGUGGAGCCACCGCUCUGGGUCCAGCUGCUCUGCUUGCAAUUGCAAUUGCCUCCAGACAACCAGGCUCAAAGGUGAUUAUCUGUACAGACGGGAAAGCCAACACAGAGUUAGGAAAUCUAGAAGUGGAAGAUACUGAUGCUCUUACUCCCGUCUCAUCCACCAUCUUCUACCAGGAGCUGGGAGAGUUUGCUGCUGAUAACGGCGUCACAGUGUCUGUGCUGUCCAUAGAGGGAACAGACUGUAGACUGGAUGAGCUGGGGAAACUUGCUGAUCGUACUAGAGGAAAGGUGGUAAUAGCCAGUCCCAGCAGGCUGCAUCCAGAGUUUGAGCAGAUCAUUCAAAACCGGACCAUUGCCACACACUGUACUGUAAUUAUACUGCUGCCAAAAUCAAUGUGCAUGAAGGGAGAGAAGGAGGCGGGACACAAAGGGACCAGAGAGGUGGGGAAUGUGGACCCAGAUACAGACAUCACCUUCCAGUUUAGAGCAAAUGAAAAGGUCUCAGAAGUGCCGCCACCAUCUCCUAGUAGCCGUGUAUCCAUCCAGCUGCAGAUCAAGUACAGGCAGAGGAACGGGCGGACCAUGCUCAGAGUGAUAACUGCAGACCGGGAAGUUACUGAUGACGGCUCGGCGGUGCUGUCCUCACUGUGUCUGGCCAUCAUUCAGCUCAACUCGUCACAAGCCAGCGCCGCUCUGGCUGUCAGAGGUCGCUUGCUCGACGCCAGGAGGGAAGGAGACAUGCAGAAGCAGCUUAUUGAGAGAGCGAUAAAGCAUAACCACAGUGCAGAGGCAGAACAAACAUACAACGAAUGGGUUAAAACCAUGGAGCCGAUUUACACCAACUUCACGCAGAAAAACACUGUCAGCUCAGACUCGCAGUCUCUCACAGACGCUGCUGCAGUGCUGUUCUACACCAUGAAGCAGAGAAACAAGAAAUCUAUCUCAGAAUAAACACAAGCCCAGCCAACUGUCCUCCUUCCCCUUUUACCUCGUUGGAAAGCAACUCGAGUCUGAAUGUCGAGGCCAAAUGCUGCACU